This is a messenger RNA of Cladocopium goreaui, 1055 nucleotides long. NCBI's taxonomy places the organism in Eukaryota, Dinophyceae, Suessiales, Symbiodiniaceae. The record is from the annotation of a GenBank genome assembly.
CAUCAGAUUAUGCAGCGCCAUAGCAGAUCGCACACCUGAGCGGACGCAGGCGUUGCCACACGCCAUGGGUCGCGGUUUAGCGCCGCCUCCCCCGGCUCUAGCACCCCUGGAGGACGUAUCAACCAGGUUGAAUGACCAGAGGGCCUUUGUCUCGCAAAUGCCAAAAACCAUGCCGUCCUCACCAUCACAGGGAGAGGCCAAACGAUUGAAGCGCCCGGGCGCGAGGUAUUUUCCGGCAGAGGAAACCUCACUGGUCUAUCCAUCGCGGCCAGCGGUUCCCAAGCCGACAGUUGAACGACCGUUGAACGGGAGCAUGAAAGGCUUCGGCUGGCGUGUCACGGAGGACCGCAUCAGACCAUCGGCCGACCUGGCUGACAAGGUGUACUUCGCCCCAGUCGUCCCGGGUUUGCCGCAGCGCAAGCGACCGCGCAGGCCCAGAAUCCUUGAGCCCUUGGCGCCCUCCAUGGCCUCAGUGGCUCAGCUGCGUAACAAGGUGAUGGGUGCUUUGGACUCGGCCCUGCGUAGCGAACGCGUGCCACAGGACAUGAGGUAUCGUCUCUUGGGCACGGUGGAGCAGGUGAUGGACAGCGAGAUGGACGUUCCUGAGCUGGAGGAGUUGCCGAUGCCCCCGCGAACGCAAGCCAUCCAGAUGGUGCAGGAUAAGGUGAAAAUCAAGUUGGCGCCCACUGUUGAGCCAGUGGAGGCUGCAGUCCAAAGGCCUGCGCGAAGCCAAGAGGCGGAGGCAGCUGCUUCAACCCGACCACCUUCUUCAGUGGUGCAGGCCCCUCUAGAUGACCUGGAGUCGGCCGAGGUGCCUGACGCCAUCGAUGAGGACGAGGUGGUUCUGGUUGAUGUCGGUGAAGACGACCAGUUGUUGAACUUGGUCGCGGAUGAGGUGAUGGACAACGUCUUUGCUGUGGUCGGAGGAGAAGACGUCUGAGCGAUGCAAUGCUUCGGCCCUGGCUGUCCUGUAGUGCCGUGAACUUUUCAUGUCAUCAAGGGCACUGGUAACUUCAAGACCUUGCGGAAGGAUUUUCUUUCUUUUUGAAUUGAAC